GUUGAGUCGAGUCUAUUGUCGUCAGCUUGUAUUCUGCGUUUCACGUGUGGUUCUGUUGUACAUCAUGGUUGCUUCUUUGCCUCACGAUGGCUUCACGAACGAAUUCAUGAUCUGGGCACCCACAACUUCGCCAUCGUCCUCCGUCCGCUUGUUGGUCUCCGAAAUGGUUUUGGUCGGUCUUUCGUGCUGAAUGCUGUACCAGGUAGCGGUACCGGUACAGAGACGAGUGUCAAUAAUUAUUAAAUAGUCUUGUUGGCUUCUCAUUUUGGUACGACUGACUGUUAGCACACUGUUAUGCAACGGUCAGCGUGACCACAAGCCUUCUUAAAUCCAAUUGGUUGUCAGUGGUACCGGUGUCCCGGUAUCACUUGCGUCAUCAUUUCCGAUGACUAUGCGUAAAACUGGACCCACAAAGUUUGAGUGCCACCACAAAAAAACGUUGUUUGUAGUCUACCCUGGCACGACAACAAACCAAAAGGAGCCAUCUGCCGUCCAACUCACCGGCAUCGAGCCUUCGAUGGGAAUAGCACGAGUGUAGAGGCUGCUUGUCAUCCCCUCUGCUGUGUUUGUGUCGCGCUACUAGUACCCCCGAAAAGGACGUCGGUAUUGAAUUCUCUUUUUUUGUUGCCGCCCAAGGCAAAGGCAAACCAUGGAUGCCACUGUUGGUUCAUCGGGGGUCAGCGUAGUGGGCGAUGUAUACGAGGACGCUUGUGACCUUGGACAAUUCUUUUUGAAUCCGUGUUGGUAUGUGUUUGUCAAAGUCGAGAAACUGCUGAAAGAACGGUCCCAGCGACAUCAGUCCUCCGACGGUACGAGUGGCUCCUCAAGCGACCCAAGUUCUGACAACAGCCUCGACGACGGAGGAACCAGGACACGCAAGACCAAGUUCCUCUCCAACAUCCAACAAAUAUUCUAUUUGACGACCUUUUAUGUGUGCUGGGCAGUCAUAUUUUCUCGAGCCUACCCGUUGAUACACAAUAGUCAACACGUAUCCAACUAUCACAUGGCUGUUGGAUACGUCAUCUUUGCUUCUUGCGUAGCCAGCUGGAUAGGGGCCAAGACUGUCGGCCCAGGAUCCAUUACCGCCGAAACCAUCUGGAAGUACGACAACUAUAGCUAUGAUGGGAUAUUGUAUCGAGCAACCAACAACACAUGUCCUACACUGAAAAUACGAAAAUUGGCAAGGAGCAAGUACGAUCGAUUCUCCCAAACCCAUGUACCGAGGUUUGACCAUUACUGUGGGUGGCUUGGGAAUACUAUUGGAGAAGAAAACUAUCGGUAUUUUCUGGCCUUUGCAAUGAUUCACGCCGUGUUGUUUACCUACGGAGCCAUAAUACUUCUCCAUCUACUUUGGACAAGCGCACCUCAUUCUCCCAACACCAUGGACAAGUUGGUGGCUAGUUUUUGGUCUGUGGACAUCCGGGUUGCUGCUGUGGCUUUGGUCUGCUUUGUUCUUGCCUGCCCAGUACUUGAGUACACCCGCUUCCACCUCACCCUAGUGAAGAGAGGACAGACUACCAAUGAACACUACAAGUGGAAGGAGAUCCUGCAGCAAGAGUCUUUGCCAGUCAGGAGCACAGAAGAAGACACCGAGUGCCCCCCUACUGGUGACCCAAAAGACACGUCUGGUGCAGUGGGUACACCGCAGGGUUAUUACAACCUUGGCCUGGCUGGCAACAUCAAUGAGGUGUUGUUCCCUCGCUCUCUUCGGGGUGAGUUCAACAAGGAAUCAUAGCUAGUAGCUACUGUAGUCAAAAAGAAUGAUGUUGGCGGUAGAUUGAAGAACUACCGGUACUGUUGACGUGCCCGCCAAUCCAAAAUGAACAACUAGACUUCAUGUGACCUUUGGAACAGAACAAGCAAGCCAAUGGAACCAGCAUGUUGUCAAUUCAACAUUCAAAGUCGUCUUCAGUGAAGCAGUCAAAAUGACAGCCCUGAACCCUUGCUUAUUAGAAAUAUCGUGCACAAGCGACUCCGUCAUUAAAAGCAACAGUCGUCAACAGGAGGCUGGCUACACGACAACUUGCUCGCACCGGUACCGGUAGUACCUGGCAUUGUCUUGAUUGAAUCUUCAAUCUAACAUGAUACACUGUAGUCCUGUCAUGAAAACCGGAACAUUGUACCCAGGCUACCGCUACAGGAAAACCGGAACAUUGGAUGGUGCUGCUUCCAUGUACUGGUACAGUACCGUUACCGCCAGCAACGAUCCUUCCUCCACCCGAGCUGGUCAUUUUUAUAUUUAUUUCGAGAGCCAGCCAGCACCAUAGCCGUUAACAACUGCGCGGCCGGCCAAAGCCCAAAGCCCAACGAUUAUCCCUUUGAAUUCCGCGCGAUAGUCUACUCUAGCUAGCCAUGCUACUGGUACCGUACCGGCUACCAUUGGUACGUGUACCGGUACAGGGAAGACCGGAUUAGAAGGGUAGUUGCGGUAACUAAAGGGUUAAAGUAACAUUUACUCUGCAUUUUUGUUUCAAAAUUAUAUUUUACCGUAACUACCUGAUUUCCAAAGUGGUCUUCUGAUGUGCAUGCAAUAUGGUACUGUACCGGUACCGGUACCGUCCCUGCCUCCCAGCUUAAUAGGAACUGUGGCCGUUGACAAAGCCCCAA
Messenger RNA from Seminavis robusta, 2607 nucleotides. The record is from the annotation of a GenBank genome assembly. NCBI's taxonomy places the organism in Eukaryota, Bacillariophyta, Bacillariophyceae, Naviculales, Naviculaceae.